This is a messenger RNA of Ctenopharyngodon idella (grass carp), 3341 nucleotides long. It is a transcript of the gene ugl, whose product is annotated as ureidoglycolate lyase. Bases 283 to 1944 code for a protein of 553 amino acids. The transcript has 16 exons. Lineage: Eukaryota; Metazoa; Chordata; Actinopteri; Cypriniformes; Xenocyprididae. The record is from RefSeq and is a predicted model, not a curated record. Gene Ontology annotation, cellular component: cytoplasm. Gene Ontology annotation, biological process: glyoxylate cycle. Gene Ontology annotation, molecular function: malate synthase activity.
CAGAAUACUGAGAGCGUUUGUUUGGUACUUCACAGAAAAAAAACAUAACAAAACUGACCACUGUAAACGGAGCACACAAAACACACACCCACAAACUAAAUAAAUAUGAGAAUGGACUAAAAAGAUUCAGUUGGGUUCGUUCACUGAUUCAUUUGCUUAAAAGCUUCAAAACACCGAUUCGUUCACGAAUGAAACCUCACUACACUAUAGUCAUGUGUGGCUUCAAGUAAACAGUGACACUUACCAAAGUCCAACUCUAGAUUUACUGAACCACUGCAGAAAAUGUUGGUAUAUCAAGGAGUUGAGCUGGAAACGCCUCCCUCAGGACUGGAGAGAGAGUUUCAUACUUUAUUUAACUCUGAUGCUCUGCAAUUUCUGUCUGAACUCAUUUCUAACUUCCAACCAGAGGUUGACAAGGUUUUGAACUUGAGAGUCCUAAGGAAAGUUCAAUUGGAUCUUACUGGAGAGUUACCAGGCUUUCUGCAGGACACAGCUCACAUCCGAAAUGAUCCAAGCUGGAGAGUUAACCCAGUUCCAGACAGAUUACACUGCAGACAUGUGGACAUUGGUGACCUUUCACCGUGUAAUACACAACGCCUUAUUAUGGGACUCAAAUCUACUGCCCAAGGGUUACAGAUUGAUUUUGAUGAUGGCAACUGCCCAACAUAUCGCAAUCAAAUAAAGGGCAUUUAUAACGUUUACCUGGCUGUGCACAACCAGUUUCAAGAUGUACCACCCAUUUCUCAGGCUCCAGUGCUGAUGCUCCGUCCUCGAGCGUGGAACAUGGUGGAGCACAACAUGAUGGUGAAUGGUCGAGAGGUUCCUGGUCCAUUGUUUGAUUUUGGUCUGCUGAUGUUUCAUAAUGCAAAACUCCUUCUUCAAAAUCAGAGUGGCCCUUUUUUCUACUUGUCCAAGGUUGAGAGCUACAUGGAGGCCAGAUUGUGGAGUCAGAUUUUUUUCUGGACUGAGAAGAAGCUUGGCCUGCCACCGGGCUGUAUAAAGGCUACCGUGCUGAUUGAGUGUGUCCUGGCAUCGUUCGAGAUGGAGGAGAUUUUGUAUGAGCUCAAGGAGCACUCUGCUGGUCUCAACUGUGGCAUCUGGGAUUACUCAGCUUCAUUUGUCAACAAAUUCGGUCAUCGAGCUGAUUUCCUCCUCCCUGACCGCAGUAAGUAUGUAGAUAUGGAGAAGCGUUUCCUGCACAGCUAUAUGGACCUUCUAGUGCAGACGUGUCACCGCAGGGGUGCCCUAGCAACAGGUGGCAUGGCAGCAUUGCUGUUGCCUAGAGACAAAGAGAGUGACCUCUUCAAGACUGUACUCACUACUGUCACCAGACUUAAGUUACUGGAGAUCAAAGCAGGAGUUGAUGGGUUCAUGGUUUACGACAUGGACCUGAUUAAGCCCAUGCAAAAACUGUUCCAGCUUCACUCUCACAGUCAGAACCAACUCCUGCAGCUACGUGAAGACAUCAGUGUGACCCCUGAGGACUUGCUCAUCAUGCCUGCAGGAGGAGUAACAUUGUAUGGACUGAGGUAUAACAUUGCUGUAGGAGUCCUCUUCAUUGAAGCCUGGCUUUCAGGCAGAGGUCAUUUCUUCUAUCUGGGGAAGGUUGAGGAUUCAGCAACUGCAGAGAUAUCCAGAUCUCAGGUUUGGCAGUGGAUCCGGCACCAGGUGAGACUAGAGGAUGAUGGGAUGGUAGUGACACGAGGUCUAGUCAGCAGCUUGGCUGAAGACCUGAUUGGAGAUCUUAAGGCAGCCAUACAUUGCCAAACAAGCAGAGACCAAGAGAGGUUGAUGACUGCUGUGUCCAUGUUUCUAGAGAUAGUGCAGAAGAAUGAUUUCCCAGAGUUCAUCACUACAUACCUUAACCUGGACCACACUUUCCUCAGCUCUCAGAGCCAACAUGAGAACGGACCGACAGACGCGGUGCCCAAAGCCAGACUCUAAACAAGUCUAAGAUUACUUCCACAUCACAAGCAUAAUAAUACAUCCAUGAAUAUGUUGCUGUAACAUUUGUAAACCGCUAACUCUUCAUACCAAGAUUUUUUAGACAAUUACGAAGAUGGGUCAAAAUGGUGUGUAAAAAAAAAAAGGGUGUGAACAAAUUAUUUCCAUAUACCAAUAGCACAGUAGAGUUCAACCAAAUUUUUUUUUUUUUCCCCUCAACCAAUUGACUUAAAGGUGCAAUGUGUAAAUUUUAGCAGUAUCUAGUGGCGAGGUUGCGAACUGCAACCAGCGACGCUCACCCCAAGACAAAGAUGUCAUCGUCUGAGACAGCAGAGAGUAGCUAGUGAAGCAAUGAGGUUUCUUCUUACUUCUAACAAAUAAUGGUCUCUGUUCUAAUAAACCAGACAACUACUACUACUACUACUUCUUGCGUAUUCAACGUAGUGACGAUGCAAGCUGCCUCUAAAACACGAACAAUUUAGAAGAACAACAACAUAGUGACUAAACGCGCUCUGUAGAGCGUUUGUCCAUUUAGGGCUGCUGUAGAAACAUGCCGGUGCAAAAUGGCGACUUAACAUGUAAGGGGACCAGCGGUGUAUGUAGUCCGAAAUGGCUCAUUUGUAAGGUAAUAAAAACAUAACGGUUCAUUAUGUAAGGUCUUUAUACACCAAUGAAAACAUAGUUAUGUAUAUUAUAUUACAUUUCUGUCAAUAGAUCCUCCCAAAUUUUACACAUGGCACCUUCAAUUAUAUAAAAUAAACCAAAACAAUUAAAAAUCAAGAUAUGUCUAAUUGUAAUUCAGCCCAUCAACAACUACCUGGAAAAUAUAUAAUAAUAAUAAUAAUAAUAAUAAUAUUAUAACUGGAAUAUAUGAGGAAGCCUAAUUUUAAAAGUGUGAAUUUUAGACCCUGGAAGUUAAUAAAAUCAUAAAACUAUGAUGAACAUACAUUUUGAUUUUUCAAGUUAGGCCAAGUUCUAAAUAUUUUACAGGGUAGAUAUUAUGACUGCAAAAUAUUUAUAAAAAUUCUAACUUUUUACUGGAUAAAAACAUGAGGAUUUUUAAAGAUAAUCAAACAAUGGGAAAAACCAUGGGGUCUUUGAGUAUUGUUGUGGAUAACAGGGGGCCUUGGAGUCAAAAUGGUUGAGAACAAUUGCUAUAGAACAUAAAUCAAGGGUAUAAUUCAUUUUAAUAUAUUCAAAAAGGUCAUCUUAUUUCCAAACAUCAAGUAAAAGUAAUGCCUAAACGAGUAAAGUAAAAACAUACUUGAAAGCACAAAUUUAACUUUAGCAGCCCCUUCGAAUUCUUGUGGUCUGUAUUUUCUAAGAUUUGAAACUGUUACAUCUUAAAGUGUACAACCAAAUGUGGAAAUUAAAAACAAAAACAGAAGUGCAUCACA